AGUGUCCUGGGGGCGCUGGCGGAGGUGUGGGCGUGAUGGGGGGCGACGGUGUAGCGGCGCUGGUGUGGGCAGCCAGACACCGAUAGUUGCACGUGUGAGUGUGUCGAGGAAGGGUGGAAAAACUACACAGCUGACCAAGUGGUGGUGGUCGACGUACCAGGCAGGGGUUGUCAAGACGGUCGCUCGGUGCUCACAUGCCCUGUCUCCACUCCCAAGAGAUACGAGUGAUUCGACAUGCGGUGAGGCGGCCGCCGCUGCUCGGCCAGCCGUAAAAUUAAGGAACAAUACCUUUUAAGUGAAGAAGAAAAAGCCAUCAUAGUGAAACACAACCGAGUGAAGCUUAGCAGGCAGUGAUCAGCAAGACCUCGUCUGAUGUCAACAAUGUCACAGCGCUUACAGGACAGCCCCUUCCGAGAGACGGAGUGGGACCAGCGACUAGAUCGGAUGCUAGACGACCUGAAAACUACCGUUGGCAGCGACAGCGAGAUGAGCGCCCCGGACUCCCGCUCAGACAACAUCCUCGUCUCCAACUUCAGGAGCUCCUCCCGCAACGAGGGUCGGAGCGGUUCCCGCGGUGGGUCGAGGAGUGGCAGCGCCCUGGCCUCAGUGGAGGACGGCGGCCACGUCAGACACACGCGACGAGAGUACUGCACACCUGACAGCAAGACUCAUGUUGUCACCGAGAAGUACGAGUAUGACACCGGGGACACCAGUAAGACGAAUCAUUUCCAGAAGAAGAUAAUGAAGUCGACUUACUCUUCAUAUAACUCGCUGAACGCUGGUAGCUUGGAGGACCGACCAUCGCUGGCCGCAGAGUCGCCACCACAGCUGUCUCCUCAAGCUCCACCAGACACUAAAGUUAUCAGUGCUUCCCAGAAAGUAGCAAACAAAUUGGUUGAUGCCCUGGCCAGUAUAGGUGGGGAUGGGAGUCACGUUCCAGCACCUGACUCCAGCGAAACUGAGUCUGUUCGAACGGACACGAUGAAAACCUCUCUUACGGCUAGUUCGGAUUAUUCCACUCUAGGUCGACUUCGUAAGAAUAUCAACGAACUGGAUUCUCUGAUUUCUUCGCUUGAAGAUUCGCGCCAGAAAGAACACAGAACAUCAGAAGUUCAGGGAUCCUCAGUGUCGACAAACGUGUCUAUUGUAUCUAAAACAAGCGAAUUAAAGGUGAAAGAUGCCAAACCUGUAAAAGAUGUGUCUCCCGCAAGAGUCGUGGCCCCUGUAAGAACUGUUGUUCAUGUGGACAGAGUGGCUACUGUGGAAGGUAAAACAUUCGAUAAAGAGAAGGUGCCAGUAAAUAUAGCUGCGCCUGUAAAAGAAAGAUCUGCGAAACCUAUCCAGUCAGUAGACCCUGCACUUGCCAUAACUCUUGCAGCGGCUGAAGCAUGUUCACUUCCCACCAGCAGCAGCAGCUACACGACUCACGUCACCACCAGCCGCACCAAGAGAACAACUGAGUCAGACAGAACCAGUGGUUCGCAACAGAAAGUGUUUAGAGAAGAGAGGAGUUCCAUCCCGACCUCCACCUUUGUCAACGGCACCAGCACCACAUCCUCACACAUCAACAAGUACGGCACCACCACCUCCUCACACACCAACAAGUACGAUGGCGACGACGAGGAGGUACUGGACGAUACUAAGGGCGGAGAGGUUCGUCGCAUCGUGUGGCGCAACAGGUUCGAGAAAACGUACGAGGCCAACGACUCUAGCCAUCCACCGCCAGCGAUGAGCAUCGAGGAGGAGUCCCGCCGUCGGCAGUUGCCGCAGCGGCAGCCGCAGCCGCAGCACCAGCACCUUCAUCACCACCAGACGUCCGCCUCGGCCUCCACCGUCUCCACUCUCUCCUCCCCACAAGGGCCUAGCUCACCCCAUCAGAAGGCACAGCAGGCAACGACUGCGUUGUUACAGCGAGGGCCGUCGUCGCCUCGCCUGCCUCAGCUGCAGUGCGCAGUGUACUGGCCUGGCUUUGGCAUCGCUCCCAACAUUUCCCCGGGCAGCCAUUCUUGGAAGGAACCUAUUCCGAUGCCGACGCCGCCACAGCUGUCCCCACGAGAGCCUGGAGUAGCUUACAUAUACACAUACGGCAACACAGGAGGUCCGGGGGUUCAGCCCUUGCCACCUCUUAACUACGUCAACGUCCCUGGCCCUCACUCAAUCCCGCCCAGCGAGGGCGCUCCAUCACCUACACCCUCAUCUCAGCUACAGGGACAGCCCAUCAUCUACCACUACUCGUACCAUUACACCAUCCAGCCAGGACAACAGCUACCAGAGGGGGCUCCACCGCCUCCAUCCGGAGGGAUCGUCUCCACCUCCCCUCCAGCUCUGCAGAUGGCGCCAGCCUCCCAGCAGCCUCCCCACUCUCAGUUCAUCCAGCGAAGUUAUACUUCUUCUAGUAGUACUCAGUCCAGUCACACUGGCCAGCCAGGUCAACCCGGUCAACCAGGUCAGCCAAGUCAACCAGGCCAGCCAGGUCAACCAAGCCACCCAGGUCAACCAGGUCAACCUGGACAACCUGGCCAGCCAGGUAAACCAGGCCAGCCAGGUCAACCUGGAUAUCCUGAUCAGCCUGGUUAUCCUGGUUAUCCUAGUCAGCCUGGUUAUCCUAGCAAGCCUGGUCAGCCAGGUCAGCCUGGUUAUCCUGAGCAACCUGUCAGCCCUGCCCACCCGAGUCAACCCCAACCAAAUUCUUCAACUAUUGUCAACUACAACAUUCACUCCAGUUCUCGCACCACUCGCACCACCCGCAACGAUACGACCACAGUGGGUUACCCAGGUAGUCACCCAGAACAUGAUGGACCUUGUGGCCCUUAUUGUCCUGGUGGCCCUCACAGUCCUGAGGGCCCUGGUGGCCCACGCCGCCCAAUUGACGAUCAAAUUUAUCCUAGUAAACCAUAUGGACCAGGAAGUCCCAAUGGGCCAAGUGGCCCUGGUGGGCCCGGCAGCCCGAACGGACCAUCUGAACCUGGACAUCCCGGUAACAUUUCUAUCACAAUCAACAAGACAACUACAUCUCACACUGUCCUACCUGGAGGCCACCCUGGAGGCCCUGAUAGUGACGUGCCUCCUGUUACCUCUACUCCGUACCCCAGCCGUGGUCGCUCCGUGUCUCCAGAGCCCCGCUCUCCAUCCAGUCACACCCCACAGUAUGUCACCUAUGAAACACAUGUCACAAGGUCGUCACACUCAGACUCGCUAGAUCGCGUAAGAAGGCCUAAGAACGAGACUCUUCCCUUCCCAGACACUUCACCCAUACGGCCAAGUGGAGAACACAAAAUCCCUCGCCGAAUAGAUGACCUCAUGAACUCCUUCUCCGACUCUGAGGAUGGUCCAGCUGGAGGGGCGCCUGCCCGCUCCCCGAACCGGAGGGAUCCCGCUGACCAGGAACCUCUCCUGCCCGCCAACAACCAGGUCUCAGUGAGGGCAGAUGCAGACGCCAAAGCCUUGGCUGUGACGGACGCAGAAAGCAAGCGAGAGUUAACGAAGAACAAGGUUGGAGCUCCCGUAUACUACCCUCCUGGCCACGAGCUCUUCCAUGAAACUAUGCAUACUAUGACACUGAAGGAGGGACGCCGCCGUGGGAAGGCCAAGUGGAGAAUGGAGCGAGCAUCAGGCUACAAGGAGAGUUCCUCAUCGUCUGAGACUAAAGGAGGCAUGGCCAUGGUUCCAGUAUGUCUGCCCCUCUGCUGUGGUGCUGCUUGUGUUAUUAUGUAAUCAUUUGGUUAUAUUGGUACUUCCACCAUUUCACUUUUCACAAUAUUAGUGCCUUAAUGGGAUUAAUAAUUUUGAUAACGUCAGCAAAGAGAUUUUGAGUCCGAGUUUGCUAUGAAAAUCAGGUGAUGGAUAUAGCAAUAACGAAGAAUGUACAUAUUUUCUUGGAAACAAGUUUGUAUACUGUAUUUGUAGUAAUGUGACAAGGCUGACAUGAGGCAUGGCCACAAGAGCCAAAGCUUCGCAAUUGUUAAAUAACUAUCGAGGCGACGGCUAUAGGAGUCCGUUCAGGGAACCCACCGUCGAGCGGGUGCUGCUUGUUGCUGUUGUAUCGUCUGUGCUUAAUAUUUGACACUAGAUAUAAGGUGAAUGCUUGCUAUUAUACACACCUUAACUUGUGCUGGAGAAAUGAUCAAAGGUGUAGCUAGAUGCAGAACUUGAGGAAUCAAAUUGUUUUGUGUAACUCAAGGCGUAUCUGAUCCAGGACAUGAGGACGUGUUUAAUUAUCGAUACUUUCAUAACAGAGUACGUGUAUAGUCUUCUUAUACUGCUGUCUUUGAAGAAAAUUUACAGAAUAAGUAGUGUUAUUUAUGUAAAAAAUACAUUGUUGUUAUCACCUAUGUAGACUAAAAUUCAUUGAUAAAUAUGUUUGGUUUUUAUAAUUUCGGUGUCUUAAAUUAUUAGCAUUAACAUGGAUUCUGUACCGUUGUUGAAAUGCAUAGUUUAAUUUUGUAUUUAAAUUUUACCAUUCAGUCACAUUUUAAUUCAUCAAAUAUGACGUGAAUGGCCUAUAAAUCUAAAGCUGAGCAUGUAUAGGAAGGAACACGAAGCUUGAUGCCCCUACUUGUAAUUACAUCAGUCCUGGUUGAGCUCUCAAGGGGGAUUACAAACUGCAGUGGAAGCCUCACCUGAUUUACUUUUUUUUUUCUAACAAUUCCGCCCCACCCCUCUUUCAAAACUAGGCCACACCUUUUUCGGUUUUCCUGGUAUCUGUAUACCCAAAGGAACCCUUAUCACCUUUACGUGUGUUCAUAAGCCUGGGUAUCAAUCCAAAGUUAGCACUUGGUUUUCACUGAACAUGAAGCCUAAUAAAAUCCAGAACACUGUCCCCUUAAUAUGAAAUAAAUCCCACUUGCAGUCUCUCUCUCGUAACGAUGGUUGUUGUGGUGCUCGUCACAUAAGGUCUGUUUCUUAAUCCUGUGGCAGUUACUUGGGUUAUAUCUCAACAGCGGAAUGGCGAUCUGUUUGAUAUUAUGCUUCAGCUAAACCACCAAACGCAAGAAGAGUUAUAUAACACAAGGCUUUUGCUGUCACACGGUAUAACAUUCAGGCUAAUAGUCUUAAGGCUGCCUUAACUUGCAGUUUGUCCCUAUGACUUAUCUGCACUUCUGCCUAUUUUAUGCAUUGUUUUAUAAAAUAUUUCUUAAGCAAAAGAAAUGUUAGCUCACUGAGAAAUAAUGUUUUAAGAUGUGUUAUGCUAGUAGCUGUACAGUACUGAUGAACCUUUUAGCACUGGUGCUAAAAAUUUGCCAUAAACUUUAUUGUUAAUAGCUAUAAUAUUGACACUAAGAAGGCUCUUAUAUAGAGUUAGUAGAGAUUAUCACACAGCUCGCUGCAACUAUAAGACGGCUAAUGUGAUUAUUAAUGAAGUAACGGAGAUGGCUGAGAGAUGCCAGUUGCCGCUUCCCCGACUCUACACACACGUAUUUUUUAAACAAACGUACUCCCCAGAGUGGUCAUAAUUUGAUUAUGUAUGUGCACAUUAUGGCUUUCCUGAUUAUGUGUCAGUUUCGACUAACUGGAAAUAUAUUUCAAAUGAA
Procambarus clarkii (red swamp crayfish) is the source of this 5531-nucleotide messenger RNA. NCBI's taxonomy places the organism in Eukaryota, Metazoa, Arthropoda, Malacostraca, Decapoda, Cambaridae. The record is from RefSeq and is a predicted model, not a curated record.